This is a messenger RNA of Lutra lutra (Eurasian river otter), 1866 nucleotides long. It is a transcript of the gene DDX28, whose product is annotated as DEAD-box helicase 28. Gene Ontology annotation, biological process: mitochondrial large ribosomal subunit assembly. Bases 20 to 1639 code for a protein of 539 amino acids. The record is from RefSeq and is a predicted model, not a curated record. Gene Ontology annotation, molecular function: nucleic acid binding; RNA helicase activity; ATP binding. The transcript has a single exon. Gene Ontology annotation, cellular component: mitochondrion. NCBI's taxonomy places the organism in Eukaryota, Metazoa, Chordata, Mammalia, Carnivora, Mustelidae.
UGUCGCACACCAAGGCACUAUGGCUCUGGCGCGGCCGCUGCGAGUGCUGCGGCUCGCGGUUCGGUUGCUUUUGGCACCUCGACGGGACCUAGCGGUCCGCGGUCCGGAGGAGCCCCUGCCAGUAGUUCGCAUCCCGCGGGCUCUACAGCGGCGGCAGGAAGAGCGGCAAGGCAGACGGAGUUCCCCGCGGCUGGUGCUGGCGCGACCUGGCCCGCUGCUCAUCUCGGCGCGGCGGCCAGAAUUGAACCAGCCGGCGCGCCUCACGCUGGGCCGUUGGGAGCGCGCGCCACUAGCUUCGCGUGGUUGGAAGAAUCGGCGCUCCCGCAGGGACUACUUCUCUAUCGAGCGAGCGCAACGUGAGGUACCAGCGCUGCAGAACCCCCAGUUCGAGGGCAGCUUCGCGGCUCUUGGUCUGGAACCCCGCGUGCUGCAUGCACUACAGGAGGCAGCUCCUGAAGUCGUUCGGCCUACAACCGUGCAGUCGCGCACCAUACCCCCUCUACUUCGCGGCCGUCACAUCCUUUGCGCUGCGGAAACCGGCAGUGGCAAGACUCUUGGAUACCUACUACCUCUGCUUCAGCGGCUCUUGGGCCGGCCAAGCUUGGAUUCGCACAGUAUACCAGCUCCUCGAGGCCUGGUCCUUGUGCCUUCGCGAGAAUUAGCCGAACAGGUGCGGGCGGUGGCCCAGCCCUUGGGCGUCUUCUUGGGCCUCCACGUGCGGGAGCUAGAGGGAGGCCGUGGCAUGAGUAGGAUCCGGCUGCAACUGUCCAAACAACCCUCAGUAGAUGUACUAGUGGCCACUCCAGGAGCUCUGUGGAAGGCCCUGAAAGGUCAACUAAUCACCCUGAGGCAGCUCUCCUACUUGGUGUUGGAUGAGGCAGACACACUAUUGGAUGAAAGCUUCCUGGAACUAGUGGACUAUAUCUUGGAGAAGAGCCAUAUAGCAGAAGAUCCCGCUGACUUAAAAGACCCUUUCAAUCCCAAAGCUCAGUUAGUGCUGGUGGGGGCCACAUUUCCUGAGGGUGUAGGCCAACUGCUAAGUAAAGUUGCCAGCCCAGACUCUCUGACCACCAUCACCAGCUCCAAGCUCCACUGCAUCAUGCCUCAUGUUAGACAGACAUUUAUGAGGCUGAAGGGAGCAGAGAAGGUGACUGAGUUGGUGCAGAUUCUCAAGCAGCAUGACAGAGCAUACAGGUCUAGCCCCUCGGGAACUGUUCUGGUGUUUUGUAAUAGCUCCAGCACUGUGAAUUGGCUGGGAUAUAUUCUGGAUGACCACAAAAUCCAACACCUAAGACUUCAGGGACAAAUGCCAGCCUCAAUGAGGGCAGGCAUCUUCCAGUGCUUCCAGGAGGGCUCCCAAGACAUACUCCUCUGCACAGACAUAGCCUCUCGGGGCCUGGACAGCACCCAUGUAGAGCUAGUUGUCAAUUAUGAUUUCCCUCUCACCCUGCAAGACUACAUCCACAGAGCCGGUAGGGUGGGCCGUGUAGGAAGCGAGGUGCCUGGCACCGUCAUCAGCUUUGUGACCCAUCCCUGGGAUGUAAACCUGGUUCAGAAGAUUGAGCUGGCAGCACGCCGGAGGAGAAGUCUUCCAGGACUUGGGUCCUCAGUAAGAGAGCCUUUGCCCCAGCAAAUCUGAUGGCAGCCAGCUUAAAUGUGAUGCCAUUAAUAGGAAUCUUUCCCUUUGUCCUGGGUGGGUGAGCACACUUGUCAGUAGGAUGCACUGGGCAGCCAGUCACCUCUCUGAAGGCCUGGUGAGCUGUUUCUGGCUUCCAAAGGUAGAUGGGCCAGCACUGCAGAGUGAGCAUGGUUCUUUGUAGUCUUUCACAUGAGUUCUGAAAAAUAAAGUAGAUUUUUGGCAUUGUA